This is a messenger RNA of Mucor mucedo, 969 nucleotides long. RefSeq lists its product as uncharacterized. Gene Ontology annotation, biological process: regulation of transcription by RNA polymerase II. The record is from RefSeq and is a predicted model, not a curated record. Lineage: Eukaryota; Fungi; Mucoromycota; Mucoromycetes; Mucorales; Mucoraceae. The transcript has a single exon. The annotation marks the transcript as partial. Gene Ontology annotation, cellular component: PcG protein complex; transcription regulator complex. Gene Ontology annotation, molecular function: RNA polymerase II cis-regulatory region sequence-specific DNA binding; DNA-binding transcription factor activity, RNA polymerase II-specific.
CAUGCAACAAGAAAAACUCAGUUUACCCUCUAUCGAAUUUAUGCUUCCCAAAGUGGAGGUAUGCUUAAAAGAAAAACCAAAACGACAACAUCGAGCGAGUCAUAGUAUAAGUAGUCUUCCAUCAGAACUACAACAGCUCUCGAUAUCCGCACCAGCCUAUAUACCCGAUGAAAAGAGUGAAAAUAACCAACCGAGUUGGAUGGUGAUGAUGCCCUCUGCUGGUGCAAACAGUAUAAGUAGGCAUGGUCGAAGUCUAUCUGAAUUUCCACCUUUACCCGUGAUCAAACAUCGUCAUCAAACACAUAAACGAUCUGCCUCGGCUAACACACCUCAUUUAUCGUUUACCCAUCAUACCACCACCACCACAGUAAGAGCACGCACCGAUAGUCCACCUACCGUGACCAUGGCAACUCCUCAGGAAGAAGAAGAAAAGUCACAUACUGCUACAGAAGCGCUAUAUGAUGCAUUGAACCUAAAGAAGGAAAAGAAGUACGAUACGUUGAUGGUAGCCAGAGACGAACAUACGGGAAGAUAUUAUUGUCCGUUUUGUAAUAAAGCCUUUAACCGACCCUCCUCACUUCGGAUCCAUACGUAUUCUCAUACAGGGGAGAAACCUUUUGCUUGUCAAGAAGAAGGUUGUGGACGUCAAUUUAGUGUUCAAAGUAAUAUGCGAAGACAUUUAAGGGUACAUCAAUUAGGUAAAUCCAAGGUCAAAGUACCUCUCCCUUAAAUCUCCUCCUUCCUUUUUUCUAUCCCGAUUUGCCGCUUUUUGCCCUCCUCUCUUUCCCCCCCCCCCACCCCCGUAACCGGAGUUGCUCACUUCUUUGUAUCUUUUUUUUUUCUAUCUCUCUUUUAUAUGUACUCUAUAAUUAGACUUUUUUUUUUCUUUUACGUCCUAUCCCCUUCUCUAUAUAUAAAUGACAAUAAUAAUUUAAAAAAAAAAGGCUUUGGAAUUAUGAUUUAAAAAAA